AUGAAGCUCUACCUGCCAAAGACUACUGUAGCCAUAGCGGUCUUGGCUGCAGCUGGAGCUCAUGCGGCUCCUCAGCCCGCAGGUGCAACAGCCACCCAAGCUCGCCCAUCGUAUUCGUUCAGUGCGAUGACCUCUGUGCGAUAUGCCACGCCAAACCCCCGAACAUCCUCUGUGACGACCUACAUGCCGCCUGCUUCUAUGAGCGCCAUCCUGCCCCCAAAACUUGUGACAACCACCUGGAAGAAUGGAGUGGACGCCUCCGACUGGGACAACCCAUACGGCCAAGCUGAGUGGAAUCGGCGGUGGGUACCAUUCAUGCCCAACAUCUCCAUUUCGAUAUUCAGCCUCUCGACUACUGUGGCACCGACACCAAUCCCAUCGACGUCUUUGAUUCUGCCUCCGGACAGCGGUUUCCUGUACGGUGCACUCGAGCCCAACAUGACUUUCCCUUCGCACUUCAUCUUUGGAGAUCUUGUCAUCUGCGGUAUUUACAUUAAUGAAGCGGUGCGUGCUCUCAAGCUUAUCAUCAAAGUGCGCGGUCGCGAAGGCCGCAAAGUCAUCAUCCAUCUACUCUGGGUCAACAUUCUCGUCGUAUUCCUGAACAUCCUACUCCUUCUCACGGAGUACAAGCUACACUACAUCCAAGUCAGCUUCACGACGGUGGUCUAUAGCAUUAAGCUGAAGCUGGAGUUCGCCAUGCUCAACCGUCUUCGCUCGCUCACGCGGACCAACCCCUGCGUCUGCCAGCAGGAACCCACGCAGCGGCGCUGA
Molecule: messenger RNA, 771 nt
Organism: Penicillium lagena
Lineage: Eukaryota; Fungi; Ascomycota; Eurotiomycetes; Eurotiales; Aspergillaceae
Exons: 2
Coding region: 1-771 (256 amino acids)
Source: RefSeq, a predicted model, not a curated record